CCUUUUAAAAUAUAAUACUAUUCUCAGUCUGUUUUUGACUAUUUUAUUUCUUAGUGAAUCACUUUGACUAUAUAAUUAUAUAUAAUCCUAAUGUCACCUUUAUUUUUUAGUGAAUUACUUUGACUAUAUAAUUCUAUAUAAUCUAAUGUCACCGGUUUUUGUCUGCCCCCCUACUUUUCUUUCCUAUAUAAUAAAGAAGUUCAUUUCCCACUUUGAGGCAACUCUGAAAUUCUCUUCUGAAUUUAGAGAUUCAGGAAAAAUAGUAUUGUGCUUUAGCUGGUGGCAAUAUGUCUGGUGCAAUGACAAAAACUGAUCAAAGGAGAAGAGCUCCAGUUUCAAAGGCUCCUUUUACAGUGGGUGAGCUCAAGAAGGCCAUUCCACCUCAUUGCUUUCAGCGAUCUCUUGUUCGCUCCUUCUACUAUGUUGUUAAGGAUAUCACGCUACUGUAUGUCUUCUCGUACAUAGCCAACACUUACUUCCACCUCCUUCCAUACCCAUACUAUUACCUAGCAUGGCCGAUUUACUGGAUCGCUCAAGGUAGUGUUUUAACUGGAAUAUGGGUCAUUGCCCAUGAAUGUACUCACCACGGAUUCAGUAAUUAUCAGUGGGUAGAUGACACUGUUGGUUUUAUCCUCUAUACAAUAAUUUUUGUGCCCUACUUUUCAUGGAAAUAUAGUCAUCGCCGUCAUCACUCCAACGCUGGUUCCCUUGAAUAUGAUGAAGUGUACGUGCCAAGGCUUAAAUCUGAACUAAGAUGGUUCUCCAAAUAUUUGAACAAUCUACCAGGACGAGUAUAUGCAUUUAUCACCACCCUCAAUGUUGGCUGGCAAUCUUACUUGAGCUUCAAUGCCUCUGGCAGGCAAUAUGAUAAAUUUACAAGUCACUAUAAUCCAUAUAGCCCGAUGUAUAAUGACCGUGAGAGGCUGGCUGUCUACAUCUCAGAUCUAGGUCUGCUUGCAUUUGCUUAUGUAUUGUAUCGCAUUGCUCUGGCACAAGGGUUAGUUUGGCUUGUAUGCAUGUACGGGGUACCUCUCCAAGUUCAGAACAUGCUUGUAGUACUACUCACUCUGUUGAACCACACUCACGCAUCAGUGCCACAUUAUGAUUCUUCCGAGUGGGAUUGGAUAAGAGGAGCUCUAUGUACGGUAGACAGAGACUUUGGUGUGCUGAAUCUGUUCUUCCAUGAUGUUACAAAUACUCAUGUUUUGCAUCAUCUAUUCACAACCAUACCACAUUACCAUGCAGUCGAGGCAACCAAAGCUGUCAAGCCAUUACUCGGAGAGUACUAUCAGUUUGAUGGUACCCCAUUUUAUAAAGCAAUAUGGAGAGAUUUAAACGACUGCAUCUAUGUGGAAAAACUUGAAGAAUACAAAGACCGAGGUAUCUUUUGGUAUAACAACAAACUCUAAAAGGGGAAUAUAAUCAGUUAAUUAUAACUUGCAAUUUGGUUAAAUGUUAAGCCUAAGUUUUGAGAAUAAGUAGUAUAGUUGUGCGAAUAAGUUGUGUUCUACUGUAAUCUUUUGUUUAAUCUUUAUUUUAUUGUAACUAUAUAUAAUCUAUAUCAUAGUUUCCACUUCUUUUUGUUA
Molecule: messenger RNA, 1586 nt
Organism: Capsicum annuum
Lineage: Eukaryota; Viridiplantae; Streptophyta; Magnoliopsida; Solanales; Solanaceae
Product: delta(12)-fatty-acid desaturase FAD2
Exons: 2
Coding region: 288-1409 (373 amino acids)
Biological process (GO): lipid metabolic process
Molecular function (GO): oxidoreductase activity
Source: RefSeq, a predicted model, not a curated record